AUGGAUUCUCCCACAGCCCCAUCUGGGCUACAAUCCACAGACAAGACGCCAAUAGCAGACAAGCCAGCUCAGCCGGUCGACGACCAAUAUGAAGAUACCGAAAAGAAUUACCAACCAAAAUCUCAGAAGUUCUGGAUGAUCAUGACUGGCGUUUAUCUGUCUACUUUUCUCGUUGCAUUGGAUCGGACUAUUAUUGCAACUGCAAUUCCAAAGAUCACUGACGAGUUCAAUUCGAUUGAGGAUAUUGGCUGUAACCUUAAUGCCUACAUGCCGGCUACCGCCUGUCUGUUUCCCAUUUCUGGACGCAUCUACCAGCUCCACUCGACAAAGUCGAUUUACGUCAUCUCCCUCGUCAUCUUUGAGGCUGGCUCAGCCCUAUGCGGCGCUGCCCCCACCUCCGUGGCCUUCAUUAUUGGACGUGCCAUUACUGGUUUGGCGUCGGCGGGCAUCUUCACUGGAGGAAUGAUGAUAGUUCCACUCAUUCCCCUUCGCAAACCUCCUGUUUACACAUCCUUAUUCGGCCUGGCUUCUGGUGUUGCAAGUGUGCUUGGCCCUUUUAUGGGUGGCCCUUUCACGGAUAAAGUAACAUGGAGAUGGUGUUUCUACAUCAAUUUGCCGAUCGGUGGCUUAACAAUCCUUGCGAUACUUCUACUACUUCACAUUCAAUCACCCAAGCACGAGAAGCUCACUUCUUUUGCCCAAAUCAAACACCUUGAUCCCAUUGGAAUAUUCUUCUUCCUCCCAUCCAUAACAUGCCUUAUCCUAGCACUUCAGUGGGGAGGCUCUACCUCGCCCUUGUCAGCACCGAAGAUCAUCGGCCUCUUUGUCAGCUUUGGAGUCUUGCUCGUCAUUUUCAUCGCCAUUGAGGUCAUGAUGUCUGAGACAGCGAUAAUACCAACCCGAGUUGUCCUAAAUCGCUCCGUUGCCGGCAGCAUGAGUUUCAUGUUCCUGAUGUCUGGGGCGCUGAUGUCUAUCCUCUACUAUCUGACUAGUUGGUUCCAAGUCGCUAAGGGAGACUCAGCCCUACACUCUGGUGUCAGCAUGACCCCAUUACUCGUGUCCAUGGUGAUCCUGAGUAUUCUCGUCGCCAUAUUUACGGAGAGGAUCGGGUACUAUGUUCCUGCUCUAUUGAUUGCCCCAGCCCUCUGUGCCACUGGCGCCGGCUUGCUUUCAACUCUCACGCCGAGCUCACACCACAGUGAAUGGAUGGGAUACCAGCAGCUUGGUGGCUCCAUCUUCCUCACUGUCAGUCAAAACAUCUUCUCGACCAAGCUCGUGGACCGACUCUCUGGCGUUGCGGGCCUCGAUGCAGAAGCUAUUGUCAACACAGGUGCAACUGAUUUGCGACGUGUUGUGCCGGCGAGCCAGCUUAGCACUGUUGUAAGCGCAUACAACUACUCAUUGACUCUAGUCUUCACCAUGGCCGCCGCCCUGAGCUCUGUCAUGAUUCUGGGAGCCCUCUUCGUGGAGUGGAAAAGCAUCAAGGGGAAGAAGGAAUCUGAAAGUUCUGAGGAGACUGAUGAGAGUAGAUUGGAAGAGGCCAAGAACGAAACCUGA
Hyaloscypha bicolor E is the source of this 1557-nucleotide messenger RNA. Its product is annotated as putative aflatoxin efflux pump. The record is from RefSeq and is a predicted model, not a curated record. Gene Ontology annotation, biological process: transmembrane transport. Gene Ontology annotation, molecular function: transmembrane transporter activity. The transcript has 4 exons. The coding region runs from base 1 to 1557 and encodes 518 amino acids. Lineage: Eukaryota; Fungi; Ascomycota; Leotiomycetes; Helotiales; Hyaloscyphaceae.